AUGCACUUCAAGCUCGUUGUCGCGACGGCUGCUCUUGCGGUUACGCUCAGCCUUGCUGCUCCAAUCGAAGCAUCAUCUGCCCAGGUUGGAGAGUCUGAAUCUGCUGUUGGUCAGGCCUUCUACAGCAAGUACAAGGACACUAAGCGCAGUGACGAUGAGACCGACUCUGCUGUUGGCCAGGCCUUCUACAGCAAGUACAAGGACACUAAGCGCAGUGACGAUGAGACCGACUCUGCCGUUGGCCAGGCCUUCUACAGCAAGUACAAGGAAGAGAAGCGUGGCGAGGAGGAGACCGAUUCUGCUGUGGGCCAGGCUUUCUACAGCAAGUACAAGGAAGAGAAGCGCAGUGACGAUGAGACCGACUCCGCUGUUGGUCAGGCGUUUUACAGCAAGUACAAGGACAGCCAGUAG
Messenger RNA from Penicillium angulare, 411 nucleotides. RefSeq lists its product as uncharacterized. The record is from RefSeq and is a predicted model, not a curated record. The coding region runs from base 1 to 411 and encodes 136 amino acids. Lineage: Eukaryota; Fungi; Ascomycota; Eurotiomycetes; Eurotiales; Aspergillaceae. The transcript is spliced from 2 exons.